CACGAAAUUGUGGUAUCAUACCACGAUCCAGCCUCGACGAAUAGCCCUGAGGAUGUUGCGUAUGCCGAGUUCUGAUGUGUUCUUACUCAAAUCUCACCGCACUCGCAGUGUUGGUCGUGGAAUUCUCUCUCCUAUUGCGCUCACCAUGUGGUAGUCUGAUGGGAGGCGCCUCCUGUUGUAUAAGACGUUGAACAUACCCAGCUACAAGACAUCGCCUAUCGAACGACUAAGAGACUAGCCCUUCACGCACUGCCCUUGCAAACUCAUUCAUGUUAUCUAGCGAUUUCAACAUCAACUCCACCUGGCGCCUGGUGUACCCAACUGUCACAAUGGUCGCCGACACGAACAGCAGUUUGGCGACUGAGCGUUCUGGAGGUCGUUUUGAGAAGCUGGAGACCAUCUUCGCAGGUGUCUCAGUGCUGACCAGGUGUGUUGCCCUAGUAGUCGGCCUGUUCCAACUGUCGAAGCAUCGGAAAGCCAGUUGGUUGUCAAUCUAGAACGACGUUUACAAACUGGAAGCUGGGUUGCCAGAGGCAUGGUCUUGCAAUGCCGAGAAUCGCCUGGGAGUUUGAGGAUGUUGAAAGCGUGAG
Macroventuria anomochaeta is the source of this 590-nucleotide messenger RNA. RefSeq lists its product as uncharacterized. The transcript has 2 exons. The record is from RefSeq and is a predicted model, not a curated record. Lineage: Eukaryota; Fungi; Ascomycota; Dothideomycetes; Pleosporales; Didymellaceae. The coding region runs from base 270 to 497 and encodes 75 amino acids.